Aspergillus saccharolyticus JOP 1030-1 is the source of this 3044-nucleotide messenger RNA. RefSeq lists its product as uncharacterized. The transcript has 5 exons. Bases 234 to 2801 code for a protein of 855 amino acids. NCBI's taxonomy places the organism in Eukaryota, Fungi, Ascomycota, Eurotiomycetes, Eurotiales, Aspergillaceae. The record is from RefSeq and is a predicted model, not a curated record.
UGGGAAGUUAACUAAUCAUCCCUCCUUCUCUGUUCUACCCAUCAGGUCAUGCUGUUGGCCAGGAGCCUGCUAGUCUUCUCGUCUCUGAAAUACAUUAUUCCUAUAAGCAGCACUGCAAUUAACAAGACGUCGUUCAUGUCUUGAUCCCCACUUCCCUAUCGCCAACCCAGCCCGCCCCUUAUCUCAAUCUCAGAUCUGCCCCAGUCGUCGGUGAUGCUAUUGCUUAAAUUUCUAUGCCAUCCAUGGGGUCUCGUAAGAGAGUAAAGCCCAGUUUGCCAGGCGCGGACGCGCGGUCCACAACAUCCUCCAACGACACUGCUGUCUCCGGCUCCACGGCCAAACAACGUGCUGGGGCGCAGAAGAGAGGGAGCGGUGUGAGCUGGUAUCCGACGGUCUGGCCGGCCGUUUCAAGAGCAUCAAAAGCCGCUCCGGUUACCGAGGUUGCCCGUGAGAGCAUCUCGGCCGCCCAGAACACUCCUCCUUUCCAUUCUCCCCCGCGACUCACCUCCUCAUCGACCUCCCAACUCAGCGUCUCCAGACAGUCUCGUCAUCCGUCUCUUCAGUUGACCCGCAAGGACACUGCUUCUAGUCGCUCGCUCCCCGCUAGCGCCACCACCACCAUAGUCAAUAUUGCGUCAGAUGGGACCGCGUCGACUCCGGCAGACGACGCCCGCUCGGAUCGUACGACGGUGGCAGCAUCGCAACCCGUCCCGGAGGUAGCACCGAGUAGCAGAGGCCCGGUUGGGGCGGGGGAGACGCGCGCGGGCCAGUCCAAUACAGCUCCUGCAACAGCCGACGCGGACGACAGUGCCACAGGCGGAAGUUCCGGUGCUCCUUCGGAUUCUCAGCCAGCUGGGUGGUUCUCGUGGUUCUAUGGGCCAUCGACAGCCGAUAACUCUGUUCAGAGAGACCAAAUGGCGAAGAAAGAAGAGGACCCUCCCGCGAAACCGCAAGAUCACAAGGAGGAGGAUAGGACGGUAGAGGGUCAGAAUGGAAUGGUAGCGCAAUCAGAGACGGACCAGGAGCGGUCAACCGAGGUAUCUGAGGUCUCUCGGACAGCCCAGAAGCGGUCCUGGCUACAGAUGUUGUACGGCUCAUCGACAGCGAAAGGGCUGGAAAAUACUCCCAUUGAGCCCUCUAGUGGUACUGAUACAUCAACUUCUUCGAUCGCGCCUGCAGCGCCUGCCGAACCUGCAGCACCUGCACCGAGCCAAGAGGAUAACGUGCAAGGGGAGGCGAGUGGUCCGGUCAAGCCGCUGGAUCCGAACACAAAAGCUUCCGGGUGGAGUUUCUGGUUUCGGGAUGCGUCGAAGGAUGCCGAACUCGGCAAGUCGCAAGAGGUUCAGGUAGCCGAAGCGUCCAUGACACAAGAGUCUCUGAAGAAACCCGCUGCAGAACCUGAGUCUGAGAAUCAGCCUCGUGUGGAGGUCGUCAAGAAAGGAAGCGUCAAGUCGAAGGCUUCAAAGAGCACUACUAAUCUACUCGACAAGGCCACUGCACGGGCCGAAGCGGAAGUCAACGGUCCAACCCCUGGGCCAUCUGAGACAGCAGCAGCAAAACAUCUGCAGAAGAUCCUGCCAAACCAGGUGCUUCCGCGCUUCGAGGACACAUUCGCUUUGGAAGAGAAGCCGGGCAUACUUCAGACGAUUGGACGCUACUUGCAUUACAACAAACAGCCAGAGAACAAGCAUGUUUACAUGGUCCGCGAUCCGCCGCAUAUCAAAAAGGCAUUGGCCAUCGGUGUGCACGGGUACUUCCCGGCCCCUCUAAUACGAAGUGUUCUCGGACAGCCCACAGGAACAUCGAUCAGGUUCUCAACGAUGGCCGCGGAGGCGAUACAGAAGUGGGCUGGAGACUUUGGCUUCAAAUGCGAGGUGGAAAAGAUUGCCUUGGAAGGCGAGGGCCGUAUCGCCGAGCGCGUGGAACUAUUGUGGAAGCUGCUCUUGAAUUGGAUGGAGGAGAUCAGAAAGGCGGACUUUAUUUUGAUUGCAUGCCAUAGCCAAGGCGUCCCAGUGGCGAUAAUGCUUGUUGCCAAGCUGAUAUCCUUUGGGUGUAUUAACGCAUCUCGGAUCGGUAUAUGUGCCAUGGCGGGUGUCAAUCUGGGCCCGUUCACGGACUACCGCUCACGAUGGAUCAGCGGAUCUGCUGGUGAACUUUUCGAGUUCGCCCUGCCCUACAGUCAGGUCUCGAGGGACUAUGAAGCGGCAUUGCGCGCGUGCUUAGACUUUGGGGUCCGGAUCUCGUACAUUGGAAGCAUAGACGAUCAGUUGGUUUCGCUCGAGUCUUCACUCUUCACACCCGUGAGCCAUCCGUACAUCUACCGUGCAGCCUUUGUGGAUGGCCGAGUCCACGCUCCAAGCUUUCUGUCCCACCUCGUCGGCUUCGUCCUCAAACUCCGCAACCUCGGCAUCGCAGACCACGGCCUCAUCCGUGAACUCAGCUCCCCACUGGCAGGCAGCCUCUACACCGGCGAAGGCCACUCUCGCCUCUACGACGACCCAGCCGUCUACCGCCUAGCCAUCCAAUUCGCCCUCCAAACCACGGCGCUCCCCUCUACAACACCCUCCUCUACCCCCAACUCAACGCUUCUCCACAUCAAACGGCCUCAACCCCCGUCCACCCCGGCAAACCCGUACAUCCUCCCCUUCGCCAUGCGCGGCAUCCUCGAGGAGGAGUACGUCCGUCGCGAACUAGGUGAUGAAACCCUUGAGCUCCUCCGACAGUUCGAUGACUGGAAGCCUACGAGUAAAGUGCUUAAGGAUGUCAAGUUUCGGUUGGAGGGAAUCCGGUCGAAGUUGUAGACGUGCAUUCAACUCCGAAAGCGAAGUGCAAGCAAAGAGCAAAGAAAUUCCAAGAAAAAUCAGGUGGGUUGGUGCGCGGCUGGGUCCCUCAGUAUGUCUGUACUCCGUAGAGUUAUAGAAAUUGAGCAGUGCGAGCGAGUUGUGGCGCUUGGUUGGCUUUUGUGGGUUUUGGGUGGAUUUUAGCCUUGACCUGGUAGCUAGCAGCUGGUAGCUUUAAGCUUUGAGCUUGCCUUUUGGCUAGGG